Messenger RNA from Durio zibethinus, 2896 nucleotides. RefSeq names its product subtilisin-like protease SBT5.3. The record is from RefSeq and is a predicted model, not a curated record. Gene Ontology annotation, biological process: proteolysis. Gene Ontology annotation, molecular function: serine-type endopeptidase activity. Lineage: Eukaryota; Viridiplantae; Streptophyta; Magnoliopsida; Malvales; Malvaceae.
GUCAUAUCUGACAUUUUUUUAUCAUUUCGAAGACAAUGUUAUAUAUAUGACUCCCAAAUUCCUGUUCAAUUCUUACUAUAUAAAGAAACAGGGGUGAAACAGAGCUGAAACAGAACAAGCACACUGCUAAAAGAGGUAGCAGGCAAAGCAAUGAGGCUUUCAAAUGCUACCCUUUGUUUGGUUUCUUUCAUUGUUUUCUUUCUUUUGCAGAGACCUGCAUUUGCUGCCAAAAAGUCAUUUGUGGUAUACUUGGGAGAACACUCACAUGGACUCGAAUCUGCAUCGGUUGAUCUGGAUACUGUGACGGAAUCACACUACGAGUUUCUUGGAUCAUUCUUGGGAAGUAGCGAUGACGCGCGAGAAGCUAUCUUUUACUGUUAUACAAGACAUAUCAAUGGUUUCGCUGCAGAUUUAGAAGAGGAAGUAGCAGCUAAGAUAGCAAGGCAUCCGAAAGUAGUUUCAAUUUUCGUGAACAAGGGAAGAAAACUACACACAACGCGUUCGUGGGAAUUCCUUGGUUUGGAGCAGAACGGUGUGGUUUCGUCAAACUCAAUCUGGAACAAGGCCAGAUAUGGAGAAGAUACAAUAAUCGGAAACCUUGACACCGGUGUCUGGCCUGAAUCAAAAAGCUUCAGCGAUGAUGGGUAUGGACCGAUUCCAUCGAAGUGGAAGGGAAUUUGUCAAAAUGACCAAGAUGCUGGAUUUCACUGCAAUAGGAAGCUAAUUGGAGCAAGGUACUUCAACAAAGGGUAUGCUGCUAUUGUUGGCAAACUCAACUCUUCCUUUGAUACACCACGUGACAAAGAAGGUCAUGGAACGCAUACCUUAUCAACUGCUGGGGGUAACUUGGUAGCCAACGCAAGUGUUUUUGGCUUUGGCAAAGGAACAGCGAAAGGAGGAUCACCGAGAGCCAGAGUAGCAGCAUACAAGAUUUGCUGGCCACCAGUUGGAGGAAAUGAAUGCUUUGAUGCAGAUAUAUUGGCAGCUUUUGAUGUGGCCAUUCAAGAUGGAGUUGAUGUGCUGUCUGUGUCAAUUGGGGGAGAUCCCACUCCCUUUUUCAAUGACAGCGUUGCAAUUGGCUCUUUUCAUGCUAUCAAGCAUGGAAUUGUUGUGGUCUGCUCAGCUGGCAAUUCAGGACCUGCUGAUGGUACCGUCUCCAACAUUGCACCAUGGCAGAUCACGGUUGGAGCCAGCACCAUGGAUAGGGAAUUCCCUAGUAUUGUUGUCCUCGGCAACAAUAUGCACUACAAGGGACAAAGUUUAUCGGUUAAAGUUUUGCCAAACAAGUUAUUCCCACUUAUAAGUGCAGCGGAUACCAAGGCAGCUAAUGCAUCAAUUCAAAAUGCAUCGUUAUGUCAGGCUGGAGCCAUUGAUCCUAAAAAGGCAACAGGAAAGAUCUUGGUAUGUCUUCGAGGCCAGAAUGCAAGAGUGGACAAGGGUCAGCAAGCAGCUCUGGCUGGAGCUGUUGGCAUGGUUCUUGCUAAUGACAUUCUCACAGGGAAUGAAAUUCUUGCCGAUGCUCAUGUCCUUCCUGCUUCCCAUAUCAAUUACACUGAUGGUCUUGCUGUUUUCACUUAUAUUAAUUUAACAAUGAAUCCCACUGCAUAUAUUUCUCCUGCAACCACACAAAUUGGCACAAAGCCAGCCCCUUUCAUGGCAGCAUUUUCAUCAAAGGGACCCAACACCAUCACACCUGAUAUCAUCAAGCCUGAUAUCACUGCACCAGGUGUCAGUGUGAUAGCUGCGUAUACGGAAGCAGAAGGGCCAACAAAUGAAGAUUUUGACAAGCGCCGAGUUCAAUUUAACUCUGUAUCAGGCACUUCAAUGUCAUGUCCUCAUGUUUCAGGCAUUGUUGGCCUUCUUAAAACCCUUUAUCCAAAGUGGAGUCCUGCAGCAAUUAAAUCAGCUAUUAUGACCACUGCAACCACGUUUGAUAACUUGAAGGAGCCAAUUAUAAAUGCAUCAAAUAUGAAAGCAGGGCCAUUCAGCUAUGGAGCAGGGCACAUACAACCAAACCUUGCUAUGGAUCCUGGACUUGUUUAUGACUUAGCAGCUACUGAUUACCUAAACUUUCUAUGCACUUUGGGGUACAAUGAAACACUAAUUUCAACUUUCUCACAGAACUCCUACAAAUGCCCCAAGCCAAUUAGUCUUGCCAACUUCAACUACCCUUCAAUCACAAUCCCUAACCUUGUUGGAUCCAUUACACUGACUAGGAUUGUUAAAAAUGUUGGUUCCCCAGGUACUUACAGAGCUCAAGUGCAGAGACCCAUCGGAAUUUCGGUUUGUGUUGAGCCCAAAAAAUUGCAGUUCAAAAAGGUUGGUGAAGAGAAGACAUUCAGUGUUACCCUGAAGGUCAAGAAAGCUCAUGCAGUUAAGGAAUAUGUAUAUGGGCAGCUGAUAUGGUCAGACCAUGUACACCAUGUGAGGAGUCCUAUAGUAGUAAAGGCAGUCUAAACACUGUCAAAGAUUGCUUGGCUAGCUUUUAAGUUUGAAUCUUUGGAUUAACCCUUUGAUUGCUACCUAGCUACUUUGGCACGGCCUUCAAUGUAUUCUAUAUUAUUCUUCAAGGCCCUCCUGUUAUAUUUGACUAAAUAAUUAUUGGGAAAAAAAAGAAAUCCAACUAGAUGGGCCUCUCUCUCUCUCUUAUUCUUAUAUUGAACUCCAUAUCCAGGGGUUCCAUGCUGCAAUAGCAACAGUUCUCUAGUAAAAAUAUCAACAAUAACAAUAGCAACAAAACUAAAUAAAGUUUAUACAUAAUAUGAUCAUUAUUCAUUAUAUACGAAAACCUGACAAAGAGAGGAAAACACUACAUAUAUAACAUAUGUUACAACAUGGAAAAGAGAGCCUUCAAAGGAUUUCAAGAAAGGAGCUCUUUUGCCCACAAAAAAGUCGC